This is a messenger RNA of Bombus pascuorum, 6251 nucleotides long. RefSeq names its product exportin-7 (gene Ranbp16). The record is from RefSeq and is a predicted model, not a curated record. NCBI's taxonomy places the organism in Eukaryota, Metazoa, Arthropoda, Insecta, Hymenoptera, Apidae. Gene Ontology annotation, biological process: protein export from nucleus. The transcript is spliced from 15 exons. Gene Ontology annotation, cellular component: cytoplasm; nuclear pore. The coding region runs from base 204 to 3518 and encodes 1104 amino acids. Gene Ontology annotation, molecular function: nuclear export signal receptor activity; small GTPase binding.
CAAUGAAAAUAAUGAAGAUUUGGCUUAAUUUUUCUUCCAUCUUUGUAAGGCAGGGGGGUAUGAAUUUUGUUUCUUUUGUUAAUAAAGGUGGCGUUGUUGAUGCUUCCGAUGUAGGAAAACGUCGCUUCUACAUAACAUGUUGUGGCAGUCGAAUUUAAAGCAUGUGAUCCUGCCUUCAUUGUAGAUAAUACAAAGCUGCGAAAAUGGCGGACGAACAGGAAGUACGGCAGCUGGAGUUGCUAUGCAAGCAGUUGUAUGAAUCACAAGAUUCUACACAUCGUGCAGAGGCUGAAAAAGCACUUGUUGCUUUUCAAAAUACUCCAGAUACUCUUACAAAAUGUCAGCUUCUACUUGAUCGAGGAGAUUCUCCAUAUGCUCAAUUAUUGGCAGCUACCACUUUAACAAAAUUGGCUUCCCGUUCAUCAGGACUUAGUUUACGACAGAGGCUUGACAUACGAAAUUACAUUCUCAAUUAUUUAGCAACUCAGCCAAAGUUACCAAACUUUGUAAUACAAGCUCUGGUUACACUGUUUGCCAGGAUAUCAAAGUUUGGGUGGUUUGAUAUUGAUAAAGAAAGAAAUGUGGUCAGUGAUGUAACAAAGUUUCUUCAGGGAUCGGUAGAACAUUGUAUGAUAGGAGUCCAAUUACUUUCUCAAUUAACGUGUGAAAUGAAUCAAGUGUCGGAUGCAGAUGCAACCAGAUCUAUUACAAAACAUAGAAAAAUUGCUAGCCACUUCAGAGAUACACAACUUUUUGAAAUAUUUAGGUUAUCAUAUACUUUAUUAAGUACAGCUCGAGAAAAUUGUAAAAACUUAAAUUUUAAUGAUGAAGCACAGCAUGGUCUGAUCAGACAACUUUUAAAACUAGCACAAAAUUGUUUGACAUUUGACUUUAUUGGGACUUCAACAGAUGAAAGUUCUGAUGAUCUUAGUACAGUACAAAUUCCGACCUGUUGGAGACCUGUAUUUUUGGAUUUUACAUCACUGAAACUUUUCUUUGAUUUAUAUCAUAGUUUACCUAACUCACUGUCAUCUUUGGCUCUUUCAUGUUUGGUCCAAAUAGCAUCUGUUAGAAGGAGUUUAUUUUCAAAUCCAGAAAGGGCACAAUUUUUAACACACUUAGUUAGUGGUAUAAAACACAUACUACAAAACCCUCAAGGUCUCAGUGAUCCUGAAAAUUACCAUGAAUUUUGUAGACUAUUAUCAAGGCUAAAGAGCAAUUUUCAGCUUGGGGAAUUGGUCUUAGUCAAAGACUACCCAGAAGCUAUACAAUUAAUUGCAAAAUUUACAAUCCAAAGUUUACAGAUGUGGCAGUUUGCACCAAACAGUUUACAUUAUUUACUAACAUUGUGGCAAAGAAUGGUAUCAUCCAUGCCAUAUGUAAAAGCAGGUGAUCCACACCUGUUAAAUACAUAUACUCCAGAAAUUGUAAAUGCAUAUAUUACUUCAAGACUUGAAUCAGUUGCAAUAGUAGUCAGAGAGGGUUUAGAAGACCCACUUGAUGAUUUAGGAAUAGUUCAUCAGCAAUUGGAGCAAAUAUCUGUAAUUGUAAGGUGUGAAUAUCAAAAGACAUGUACUUUAUUAGUACAACUUUUUGAUCAGGCUGCUAGGACAUACCAAGAAUUAAUGACACAAACAGCAUCUCCAACACAACGAAUGGAUAUCACUAUACAAGAGGGUCAACUCACUUGGCUUGUAUAUAUCAUAGGUGGUGUUAUUGGUGGAAAAGUAACAUUUAACAGCAAUGAAGAGUAUGAUGCAAUGGAUGGUGAAUUAGUUUGCAGAGUACUCCAAUUGAUGAAUUUGACUGAUUCAAGACUUGCACAAGGUGGCUGUGAGAAAUUGGAAUUAGCAAUGUUGAGCUUCUUUGAACAAUUUCGUAAAGUAUAUGUAGGUGAUCAAGUUCAAAAAAAUUCUAAAGUAUAUAGAAGACUGUCAGAUGUUUUAGGAGUUAAUGACGAAUCCAUGGUACUUGGUAUUCUUAUCCGGAAAAUAAUAACAAAUUUGAAGUAUUGGGGUCGCAGUAAACAAAUUAUUUCAAAAACAUUACAAUUAUUAAAUGAUUUAUCUGUAGGAUAUAGUUGUGUCCGUAAACUUGUAAAAUUAGAGGAAGUACAAUUUAUGCUCAAUAAUCACACAAGAGAGCAUUUUCCAUUUUUGGGAAACAAUGUUGCUGUAACAGAAAUGCGUUGUAGAUCAAUGUUUUACACAUCCUUGGGUAGAUUAUUGAUGGUAGAUCUAGGAGAAGAUGAGGAAAGGUUUCAUACAUUUAUGUUACCUUUAACAAAUGCAUUUGAAAGUUUAGGACAGUUAAUUGGGCCAGCUGACCCUUCACUUUUUACAGCAGAGGAAGCAAAAAAGGCAUUGAUCGGUUUAGCAAGAGAUCUAAGAGGUUUAGCUUAUGCAUUCAACACAAAAACAUCUUAUAUGAUGCUCUUUGAUUGGAUUUAUCCUAAUUAUACACCGAUUUUAUUACAUGCUGUGGAAUUGUGGCAUUAUGAGCCGCAAGUUACUACACCCGUCCUAAAAUUAUUUGCCGAAUUAGUACAAAAUAGGAGUCAACGAUUACAGUUUGAUGCAUCUUCUCCAAAUGGAAUUUUAUUAUUUCGUGAAGCUAGUAAAGUGAUAUGUAGUUAUGGUAAUCGUAUAUUAAACGUUGAAGUUCCAAAGGAUCAAAUAUACCCCUUAAAGCUUAAAGGAAUAAGUAUAUGCUUCAGUAUGUUAAAAGCAGCUUUAUGUGGAAGUUACGUAAAUUUUGGUGUGUUCAGAUUAUAUGGUGACGAGGCAUUAGAUAAUGCACUCAACACAUUUGUAAAAUUACUUCUUAGUAUACCACAAAGUGAUUUAUUGGAUUAUCCGAAAUUAUCUACAACAUAUUUUGUGUUACUCGAGUGUUUAGCUCAAGAUCACAUGGUGUUCCUUUCUACUUUGGAACCAAGAGUAUUCUUAUACAUUCUAUCAAGCAUCAGUGAAGGCCUUACAGCACUAGGUGCGCAAAAAGACUACUAUACAGAUACAAUGGUCUGUACUGGUUGUUGCGCAACACUUGAUCAUAUUGUGACUUACAUAUUUAAACAAUUAUAUCAAAAAGGGGGUUACCCGGGCAGGAAAAAUACUGUAGUUCCAGGAGGUGGAGACUUAUUCUUACAAGUUUUAAAGCAACACCCUGAAAUUCUUCAACAAAUGUUAAGUACUGUUUUAAAUGUGAUAAUGUUUGAAGAUUGUAGAAAUCAGUGGAGUAUGUCACGUCCUCUUUUGGGAUUAAUUCUUUUAAAUGAAGAAUAUUUUAAUCAGUUACGAGAAAAUAUUAUUAGAAGUCAACCAGUUGAUAAACAAACAACAAUGGCACACUGGUUUGAACAUUUAAUGGAAGGAAUCGAAAGAAACUUACUCACAAAAAAUAGAGAUAGGUUUACACAAAAUUUAUCAUUGUUUAGAAGAGAUAUAAAUGAUAUUUUAAAAGGACCUAAUACAACUUCAAAUCCUAUCGGUGAUAUGAUGACCUUAACCUUCAAUUAGAUUCUCCUAGGUUCUUGCCUGCCAAAUGCUUGAAUGUGUGUGCGAGUGAAUUAUAAAUUAUGGUGGAAUUAAAAUUGAUUUUAGCUGAGUAUAAAGAUAAUAAAUUACAUACUGUUAUUUUACAAAAGCAUUAUUGUUUGGCUUCCUAUUCUUUUAUACUUUUAACUUUUGUUUUUUCAAUUUUGUUGAAUAUAAUUGUUUCCAAAUUUAAGAUAUUGAAACCUAUAUAUAAAGUGUAUACAAUUCAUUCUAAAAAUUCGUAAACAAAACAGACUAAAUCCUUCUUAUUACCUUUAUACUCCAGUUGCUUUGAUUUAAUAUAAUAUUGGAACAUAAAUAUUCGUACACAUAUAUUUUAAGUAUAAAAAUUCAUUGGUAAUAAAUAUAUUAAAUUUCAUAAAUCAACGAUUAUCAAGCAACUUUGUAUGGAUAAAAAAUUGGAUUUAUUUCAAUUGCCUUUUGUAAAUGUUUAUAAUGUUAUCAAUUUAAGAUUACAAUAUUUUUAUCUUAUGUUGAUAUUAAAGCAUGUAUUUCGGACAUGAAUGAUUUGUUUCAUACUAUAAUAUAGUAAAAAUUUAAGUUUCAGUAAAAAGAAUUAUCUUUUUCGACAUAUUAUUCAAUAUAUAUAUACAUAUAUAUAUAUAUAUAUAUAUAUAUAUAUAUAUAUAUAUAUACAUCCACAUUUUAUUUUAAACAAACAACAAACUAUUAUUUUGAUUGCUAAAUAAUAUGUUAAAGAUACAGUGUAGAAUAGGAAGCCAACUUCAUAAACUAUUAUCGUAGUUUUUAUUCCAUUAUUUUUACACGCAACCGACUUCCAUUUAUAUGUUAAAAUGUUUGAUUAUCAACAUUUUUUAUUGUAACAUAAAUUAUAAUUUUAAGGUUGUUUUAUCAAAUUAAAAAAAAUUGAUGAGGCAUAAAAAAAAUAUUAAUGUUCAAUUAUUAGUAUUCUUUAACUAAAAAGUUAAAUUGUUUAAAUAAAUAUUAUUGAAUAAAUCAUUCAUAAUGUUAAUGAUAUUAGAAAGAAAUAUGACGCUAAUAAUGCAUAAUUUACUUAUAAUAAUCGGUAUUAUCAUUAUUAUUAUUAUUAUUAUUACUAUCAUCAUCAUCAUCACCAUUAUUAUUAUGAAAUUAUAAUUUUCAUUAAUAGUUAAUUAAAACAAGAUUGAAAACUGUCAACAUGCAUUUUUAAUAUUCAUUGUAGUUUAUAUGUUUUUAAAUUGGAAUGAAAAAGUUUCUAACAAAUUUUUGUAUUGUAUUCAUAAAAAAGAUAUAUAUGUGUAUUAUUAGCACAUACAUAUAGUAAAAAUAUUCAUCAGUCAACAUUAUAUCAUUCAUUUAAUAGAAUGCAUGUUAACAGAAGAAGAGAUUAAAAAGUAUCAAUAUUCUUAACUAAUGUUAAAUGUACUACACUUAAACUUUAUUAAUUUAGAAUCUAAAUUUUCAACCUGAACGUUUUAAUCACUUUACGCAUACAGUAUUUUAUAUUUUAUUACGAUUUAUCUUGUAAUAUUUACAAUAUAUGACACUUUCAAAAGAGAGUUCGAAAACAAAAAAUUAACUUUCCUUUUUUUAUUCAAUUUUUAAAAUUAUUUCAAAUUUCAAAAAAUUUAGUAAUAAUAACAAUUAUAAUAUAUCUUGAUAUGCAUAUAUAUAUAUAUAUAUAUAUAUAUAUAUAUAUAUAUAUAUAUACACGUAAAUGUGUGAAAUUUUUAUCAAAGCAUCUGAAGUUUACACUCCCGAUUAAAUCAAUCGUUAAACAAACAUAUAUCAUAUUUUUUUUUUCUAAAAGCUAUUUGUAACAUUAAACAGUGAGAAUCAAAUGUAUGAGGAAUGCGUGUAAAAAAUUUCAUGUGAGAGUUAUGUAAUAUUAGUCUGUAUACAGUUAAUAAUAAUUUAGUGGAAGUUAUGAAUAUUUACAAACAAUUUCGUUUAGAUUGCAUUUAAUCAUUUAUAUAUUUUUUACUGUAAGAUAGUAGAAAAAGUUGAUAUGAGGUGGUUUGAAUCUUUUUUCUUUUUAUAACAAAUUUUUAGAUAUCUUAUGUUUAAUAAAUACUUGUAAAAAUGUUAGAAAAUUACUUUUAUUAACCGACUAUCAUAGUUGAAUUUGCCGUAAACAAAUGUAUUGUAUAUACCUUUGGUAUAGUAAAAAUGUUAUAUUUCAUAUCAUAUAAGAUAUCCAAAAAUAUCUAGCGCAAAAUUAGACUAAAUAAAUAAAUUUAAGGAAUGUAUCUGUAUAACUAUAAAACAGGUUUUGUCAUUCAAUUGUGUUUUUGCAUUCAGUCAAAUUGUGCGCUAGAUUUUUAAAUAAUUAAUACAUAAAAAGUUAUUAAAGCUUUUAUAUGUACUUAAUAUUAUUCAUUUGUACAAUAUAUAGGCACGAAUAAUUUCCUAGUUUUUUAUAUUCAUGAAAUAAGUAGAAAACUAUAUUAUUAUAAAAUAGUUAAUUUAUUAUUACUUUUCAGUGGACAUUAGAUGAAUGAAAAUAGAAUAACAAAGAGCCAUCUGCUAACUAUAAUAUUUCUAUUUGUACAUUUAUUGAACUUUGUUAAAAAUAUAAUUCAACUUAAUACCUUUUCACCAUUUUUAGAUGAGAACAUUAAAUAGAUUUUUUUACUUAAUUCUGGGCCAACUUUACGUACAGUUGUAAGAGGUCCAGCUGCUCUUCUAAUCUGUAAAGUAUUAAAAAUAUAUUUAUGAAGUGUAAGUAAAAAUAACAGUAUUAAACUAUAA